Messenger RNA from Fusarium oxysporum Fo47, 931 nucleotides. Its product is annotated as U4/U6-U5 snRNP complex subunit SNU23. The transcript has a single exon. The record is from RefSeq and is a predicted model, not a curated record. Lineage: Eukaryota; Fungi; Ascomycota; Sordariomycetes; Hypocreales; Nectriaceae. Gene Ontology annotation, cellular component: spliceosomal complex; U4/U6 x U5 tri-snRNP complex. Gene Ontology annotation, biological process: mRNA splicing, via spliceosome. Bases 38 to 751 code for a protein of 237 amino acids.
CCUAUACGCUUUCCUCUUCACAUAUUGAUAUAACCCAAUGUCCGACUCCAAGAAAGGCGCCUAUGGUGGCGCGCCAUCAGGCGAUACUGAUUUUCGAAAGACCUAUGAUCUCGACGAAUACGCUGCCAAAGCCAAUGAACGCGAGGCAAAAGAAAAAGAAGAGGCCAAGGCGCGUUAUGAAGCCAAGCUUGCAGGCAAGAAAUACCACAAGCCUUUAACAGGCGACGAAACAUACACAUCAGCACGCCGAAAUGUUAUAGACCUCACACAACAAAUCGGAAAAACGCAGCUUGUCCCCGGAGGUGCAGGCGUCGGAAAGCGUGGCCGUGGAGCUGGUUUCUACUGUGAGCCUUGCGAUCUCACGUUCAAAGACAACAAGCAAUACAUCGAGCAUCUCAACACACCACAGCACUUGAUAAAUACGGGCCAAACGACUGAAGUCAAGCGCGCGACGGCAGAGGAAGUCCACGAACGUAUUGAGUACUACAUCCGACGGCGAGACGAGCUGGAGAAGGAGAAGCAGACUAGCCUACACGAACGACUACAGCUGCGAGAAGAAGAGGCUGAGAAAGAAGCCGAAGAGCGGAGGAAGAAGAGAAGAGAGGAUAAUGAAAGGAGGAGGAUCAAGAAGGAGGAGGAGGCAAGGGUGAAGAUGGAAUAUGGAGAGGACGUUCGUGUUGAUGGCGAACAUGACGAAGACGAUAUGAUGGCAGCAAUGGGCUUUACUGGAUUUGGGACGUCGAAGAAGUGAUGGAUAUCUAAGUCGUUUAAUGAUACCCCGCGUUCAACCUGGUUUUAUAUGAAAAGUUUAGUCGAAUGGGUGUACAACAGCCAAGAAUGAAACAGAUGGUUGGAGAUAUCACAACAAUACAGAGGUCGGUGUGAGUGAAGUCAACACUCUGAGAUAAUAGUGCCAAGCAAGAUGAAACAG